UUAUAAUGCUUAACAUAUAAUUAAGUCUAACGACAAAUUAUCACAGACAUUAUUAAAAAAUAUGUGCUUUCAAUUAAUGUAUUUUUUGGGGACCGAAGGCAUUUAUUGUUGACUUAUUCCACUUGUCGUGUGAAGAAAAAAACACACACACUAAGAAGACUAGACACGUCUAUAGUCUCCAUAUAAUACACACACGCUUCCAAGAAACAAAAAUGCAUCAGAAGGUGUGAAGUUGCGCGUCAUAACCCUGAAACGUUAAUAGAUUAGAUUUUCUAGCUGGAUUGAAUCUCUCUAUACUCAAUUAUUUAAAUUUCAUCUCGGAGUAUCAGCGAUUGAAAGUGACGUUAAAGUAUUUUUCUGCACACUCAUCGCGCAAUGUCAGUCAACAUGCUCGCACGCAUUUGCAAUAGAGUAUUAAAAAAUCAGUCUUCUAAAUUGACAGUUCAAUUUCAACAACGGAAAUUUUCAUCUGGAAAAAAAUUUAAGGAAGUUGAAAUUAAAGUGCCAUGGGGUAAAUUAGCUGGUAAACAUUGGGGACCAACAGACGCACCGCCAAUAAUAGCUUUGCAUGGCUGGCAAGACAAUUCAUGUUCUUUCGAUCCCCUGGCAGUAAACUUACCAUCAAAUAUAUCUCUGCUAGCUAUAGACCUUCCAGGUCAUGGAUUCUCCAGCUGGAUCCCCAAAGGGCUCAUGUACAAUACUCUUCUGUACGUCCAAACAAUUCAUCGCAUAAAAGAAUACUUUGGAAUGGAAAAAUUUGGGCUGAUGGGCCACUCCUUAGGCGGCAUGGUAACUUUCAAUUACACGUCAUUAUUUCCUGACAAUGUUAAAUUUGUAGUAGCCUUUGAUUACUUCAAGUACCCAUCACUCAACGCCGUAAAACAUCUACCGUUAUUCGCCAGAGAAUGGAAUCAGUUUUUCAGCUAUGAAAAAUUUACGACGCCUGUUCCAAGCUAUGUCGAGGAGGAAGCGAUAACACGAUGGAUAAAAGCCUCCAGAAACUCUUUGGACGUUGAAUUAUGUAAAAUAUUGAUGGAGCGCGGUGUUACUAAAAAAGAAGACGGUACUAUGUACUUUCACCGCGAUCCACGAGUCAAAUUAUUUUUGACGGACACAGGAUACACGCACGACCAUCUUAAAUUACUCGCCCGUCAAAUUCACUGCCCCUACAUGAUUAUAAAAGGUGAAAAUUCGAAACACAACGAGCCCAAAGAAUUUUACUAUGACGUACUCGAAGAAUUGAAAGAAGUCUCUGAUGACUUUCGCUUCCACACCGUACCUGGGACGCAUCAUUUUCAUAUGAGCAAUGCUGCCACUGUUUCGGAGAUUAUGAAUCCUUUUAUAUCUAAAUACGCUUAAUUAAAUUUUACUUCAAUUAAUUUUAACUAGAGGGUCUGUCAAAAAUGAUCACGAUAAACUUUUGAUUAUCACGAAAAUAAUUGUAAUAAAAAAAAAAUUACGGAAGUUAUCAUUAAAUGUUUUCAUACUAAAUAUUUUCGAUGAAAAUUACGUUAGCCGACACUUGAAAAUUUUUUAAUUUUUUUUUUACUAAAAAAAUGACUA
This is a messenger RNA of Cotesia glomerata, 1563 nucleotides long. RefSeq names its product probable serine hydrolase. Lineage: Eukaryota; Metazoa; Arthropoda; Insecta; Hymenoptera; Braconidae. The coding region runs from base 376 to 1359 and encodes 327 amino acids. The record is from RefSeq and is a predicted model, not a curated record. The transcript has 4 exons.